Messenger RNA from Pediculus humanus corporis (human body louse), 228 nucleotides. RefSeq lists its product as uncharacterized. The transcript has 2 exons. Lineage: Eukaryota; Metazoa; Arthropoda; Insecta; Psocodea; Pediculidae. The record is from RefSeq and is a predicted model, not a curated record. The coding region runs from base 1 to 228 and encodes 75 amino acids.
AUGAUAAUAAUAAUAAUAAUAAAUUUUCGUCAUUUUUAUUGGGCGUCUGUCGCAUCAUGGUUUUUCAGACCGGAUGCCGCUCAUCCACCAUUUCCGCCGGGGGGACCAUUGGCGGGAAAUUUACCAAAUAUUAGGGGUGGUAGCUCACCUCGGCCUUCCGUAACACGAUCUGGUAGCGAACAUGGAAGGCAUUUUUCAAUGGCGCCAACUAUUUGCACGGUAAGUUAA